Bombina bombina (fire-bellied toad) is the source of this 1554-nucleotide messenger RNA. It is a transcript of the gene TPK1, whose product is annotated as thiamin pyrophosphokinase 1. The record is from RefSeq and is a predicted model, not a curated record. Lineage: Eukaryota; Metazoa; Chordata; Amphibia; Anura; Bombinatoridae. The coding region runs from base 89 to 835 and encodes 248 amino acids. Gene Ontology annotation, biological process: thiamine metabolic process; thiamine diphosphate biosynthetic process. The transcript has 9 exons. Gene Ontology annotation, molecular function: thiamine binding; thiamine diphosphokinase activity; ATP binding.
GCAGGAAGUAAGAAUCGUGUGAUUGUCUGAAGGUAUAGGAGAGACUGUCAGUGUGAGCUGUUUACACGUGCUCUGCUGCAUAUUAAGAAUGGACAGCGAAUUUACUCCUCUUGAAUGUCUCCUGCCUACAGGAAACGAGAAGUAUGGACUUAUCAUUCUAAAUCAACCACUGAAUCCAAUACGGUUAAAACAUCUGUGGCACAAGUCUUCUUUGAAAGCCUGUGCUGAUGGAGGUGCAAAUCAUCUAUAUGAUGUCACAGAAGGAGUUCAAGACCGGUUCCUUCCUGAUUUCAUCGGUGGAGACCUUGAUUCAAUAAAACCUGAGAUCAUGAAGUUUUAUAAAGACAAGGGAUGUGAAAUUAUAGAAACUCCUGAUCAAGAUUCCACUGACUUCACAAAAUGCCUUUCAAUUCUUCAUAAAAAAAUAGCAGUAAAGAAAAUUAAGGUUGAUGGAGUAAUUGUCUUGGGUGGUCUUGGUGGACGCUUUGACCAUAUUAUGGCUUCAGUUCAGACUCUGUAUCAUGCUGUUGAUAUGUCACCUUUGCCAGUGACAGUAAUUGAUGGAACUUCACUUAUUCGCCUACUUCAACCUGGAAAACACAAGCUGCAUGUGGCAACAGGAAGAGAGGGAAAGUGGUGCGGCCUUAUACCCGUGGGCGCAGCAUGUAAUGCCGUGACAACUACCGGCCUGAAAUGGAAUCUCUCUAAUGGUGUGUUGAAGUUUGGAACUUUAAUCAGCACUUCAAAUACCUAUGACGGCCCUGGGAUUGUGACAGUGGAAACGGACAACCCUUUGGUUUGGACAAUGGGCAUCAAGAAUAUGUGUGACGAAUAAAAAUGUCAGCAUAGGGCCUCAAUGGGACAAAUCAAGGUGUUGGUUAUUAGAAAGAAAAAAAAAGAAAAGCUUUAUAUCAUUUCUAAAUUUACAGACCCAGUGCUCUCAGGAUUGUCAUAAUAAAAACUUUAAUAUAUAUAUUAUGUUAAAGCUUGAUCCUGUUAGAAGCUGGGCAACAAAAUGUGUUUUAUUUUUUUAAAAAUCACAUUUUCUUUGAAAACCUGCUGGAGGUGGCAUGAUAGCUCAUUUUUUAUACCUUUAUACAUUUAUCUUUAUACUGUAACAUGCUGGCAGCUGAAUAUAUAUAUAUAUAUAUAUAUAUAUAUAUAUAAAUCUUUCAACUUGAUUUGACUUUUUUUGUAUUGAAGUGUCCCUCUAUCCUACUUUUUCAAUAUUAAACUCAAAAGAGAAAUAAAAUAUAAAAAAAAUGAAUUAAAAGGUAAAAAAAUAUCUAUCUAUAUACUGAGUAUUACCAAUGCUUACAUUUAUACAACUUACAACAUAAAUAAAUAAUUAUAUUGCAUUAAUCUUUAUUUUUUGUAUUGAAGUGUCCUUCUAUCCAACUUUUUGAAUAUUAAACUCAAGAGAAAUACAAUAUAAAAAAUAAAUUAAAAGGCAAAAAAUAAUGAAAGAUAAAAAAUAUCUAUCUGUCUAUAUACUGAGUAUUAUCAAUGCUUACAUUUAUACAACUUACAACAUAAAUAAAUAUUUCUAUUGCA